This is a messenger RNA of Lymnaea stagnalis (great pond snail), 2173 nucleotides long. The record is from the annotation of a GenBank genome assembly. Lineage: Eukaryota; Metazoa; Mollusca; Gastropoda; Lymnaeidae.
GAUAGUCACAUCAAUGCCAGCCAACUCAGGGACAAUGUGGGUAUGUAUAGCACAGGGGACCCCAGCCACCCCAGGGACAAUGUGGGUAUGUAUAGCAUAGGGGACUCCAGCCACCUCAGAGACAAUGUGGGUAUGUAUAGUACAGGGGACCCCAGUCACCCCAGGGACAAUGUGGGUGUGUAUAGCACAGGGUCCCCAAGCCAACUCAGGGACAAUGUGGGUGUAUAUAACUCAGGGGCUCCCAGCCAACCCAAAGAUAAUGUGGUUGUGUAUAACACAGAGGCUCCCAGCCAACUAAGGGACAAUGUGGGUAUGUUUAACACAGGGAACCCAGCCAAAUCAGGGACCAUGUGGGUAUGUUUAACACAGGGAACCCAGCCAACUCAGGGACAAUGUGGGUAUGUUUAACACAGGGCCCCCAGCUAACUCAGGGACAAUGUGGGUAUGUACUGUAAUAAAGAAGUCCCCUGUCACUUCAUGGACAAUGUGGGUAUGUGUUCUAACACAGGGGUCCCAGGUUAUUUCGGGGAUAAUGUGGUUUUGUAAUAUUGGGAUUCCCUGUCAUCCCAGGCAAAAUUUUGAUAUCUUGAGGAGCAAUUGAUUCUGUGACAUCACUCCGCUUAGAAGAACUCAAGGGAGUUAAAGAAGCUUUGGUAUCAAAAGAAAACAUUGCAGACGACACACUUGGAGAUGAAGAGUGGAGCGCCAUCUCAGCUUCAAGGUGUGACCUUGACACUAGUAUCAACAUAAACUUAUUCAUCCUCAACCAACCAAAACUACACUUUAUUUGGAAACAAGUGCUGCAUUGUUAAUUAAGACUAUAUUGUAUGUAGCUUUAACUUACAUGUUGUCAUCAAUGGUGUAAACUAGAAGUACUCAGCCACACAUGCCAACCUGUACAUUUUGUCAGUAAUUAGUACGAGUGUUAACAAAUUUUAAAAGUUGUUCAGUCAUACAUGAUUCUUUGCGGUUUUCAAUGGAUUUAGAAAAGAACAAUAUUUUCACAUGACACGACAGUGACGACACAGAAUUGAAAUCUUAACUGGCAGUGCAAUAAAUUGUUCAACAGGAAGCUGAAACCCUAUUGGUCUUUUCAAAAUGAACUUUGGUCCAAAGUUCAAAGAUUGAAAUUUUAGAAACUGAGCACAGUUUCGUUGAGUCACAGAGAUCAGUCAGCAUAGUACUGACACCAUUCGUUCAUAGUACUACAGCCUCGUUUAACCAUGGUUGCACAGCGGUUUGUGUGAUUCUCAUUAACACCUCAUAUCCACAAAGGGCAUAUGUUAAAAAAAUAAUAAAACUCUCCACCUGAUUUUUCCCCAUACUACGUUGAAACUACAGGUAUAAACUGACGGUAGAGCUAAUAGAUUGGUCGCGACAGUCAAUAUGUAUUUCCUUUCAUUCAUUUUGAAACAAAAAUCUGUAUUACUACAGCUAGCAUGAUUAUGUCUAUGUCUAAUUACAUCUAAACUGCUAACAAAUUCAACAUCUGAGUCAUUUUACAUAAAUAUUGCUACUGACCAGUGUAAUUAUGCAUGCACAGCGAAGGGGAGAUUAUUCGUGAAAAUUAGGUCUAUCCCAAAGGCAAAGUUUGCAUGCAUUGAAAACAUUGAUAAUUAAAGGAUGAAAAUGUUCCCUAUUUUUCUUUUUCUUUUUUUAAAAUUUUCCCUUUUUUUUUUUUUUUUUUUUUUUUUUUUUUUUUUUUUUUUUUUUUUUCCCCCCCCCCCCCCCGUAAUGUUUUUCAUGCUGUUUUACAGUUUUCUGGGACUUUUGUGCAGUUUUUGGGGGACUUUUGUCCAAUGUCCAGUUGUUUUUUUUAUCCCAAUAGGUUGCCAUGUAUGACUCAUGCCAAUGGAUAAGUUUUGAUUUUAGUUGUUACUUGUAUUAGCCUUUUAAUGUGCAAUGAAUUAUCGUUCUGAAUUUGAAACAAUAUCACAUCGUAAUUAGGAAAUCUGUCGAGCAACUCAUCACAAUAAAUUGAAAGUCUAGAAGAUAAAAAAAAAUAUCUAGAACUUGCAUUUGUAACUUCUAUAUGUGUAAGACUCCACCAGCACAUCACAUCGGCCUUUACCUGGUUGCCCCUUGUAUUUCCAGUGCCAACAUUGAAGAAUGCACGGGGUGAGAAAAGCUGGUCUUCUCCGCUGAUUGUGAACUUAUCACAGUGACGGAUGAU